GGAUGCAAUUCAAGCAUAUAUUCCGGAUGCAGUGUGGUACGAGUAUGACACAGGGGCAAAAAUGUCAGUGAGAAAACAAUGGACCAGUAUGCACCUGCCAGCGGACAAACUGGGACUUCACUUGAGAGGAGGCUUUAUUUACCCUACUCAGCAGCCAGCUAACACAACCGUUGCAAGCCGCAAGAAUCCAAUGGGACUUAUAGUUGCGCUGGAUGACAACAAUGCAGCUUCUGGGGACUUGUUCUGGGAUGACGGAGAAUCUGCAGGUACAACUGAGAGUAAAGCCUACAUUUACUAUGAGUUUACAGUUUCCAAUGUCUCCAUUGUUAGGCAGGAAGAGCUUCUGGAUAUUGGCUGUGGAAUAAUUGCUGGAGGUGACUUAGAAAAACUUAUGUUUUUCUAA
Molecule: messenger RNA, 403 nt
Organism: Phalacrocorax carbo (great cormorant)
Lineage: Eukaryota; Metazoa; Chordata; Aves; Suliformes; Phalacrocoracidae
Source: RefSeq, a predicted model, not a curated record